Molecule: messenger RNA, 502 nt
Organism: Oncorhynchus gorbuscha (pink salmon)
Lineage: Eukaryota; Metazoa; Chordata; Actinopteri; Salmoniformes; Salmonidae
Product: dedicator of cytokinesis protein 1-like
Exons: 3
Source: RefSeq, a predicted model, not a curated record
CCUGGCGUGGAUGACAGACGUGGGACCCGUCUCUCGCUCUGUGCUGCGUUCCUUCAUGCCCUCACAACGAGACCACUCUCUGUGGCUUCAGUCAACUCCAUCUCCUCUGACAACUCCCCCUCUCGACCUGGCUCCAGACAGCUUUGCCCUAGAGCCUCUCCUGCCAAAGAAGUUGCACUGCAAGUCCCAGGAUAAGCUGGAGCGCGACGAGUCGGAGAGGGAGAGGAAGGACAAGAAGAAAGAGAAGAGGAACAGUAAACACCAGGAGAUCUUUGACAAGGAGCUGAAGACCACUGACAUCUCCCUGCAGCCCGCCGAGGCAGUCAUACUGUCAGAGACGAUCAGCCCACUGAGGCCUCAGAGACCAAAGAGUCAGGUGUUGAACCUGUUGAGUGGAGACCGCCGUCUCUCUGUGUCCCCGGACCCCCAGCCCCAUUCCUCCCCGGGCCCCCACCCAUCACCCCCAGGAACAAACUGUCCUUCAGCCUGCUCACCGUCUCCA